Messenger RNA from Malus domestica (apple), 1371 nucleotides. RefSeq names its product probable glucan endo-1,3-beta-glucosidase A6. The record is from RefSeq and is a predicted model, not a curated record. NCBI's taxonomy places the organism in Eukaryota, Viridiplantae, Streptophyta, Magnoliopsida, Rosales, Rosaceae. Gene Ontology annotation, biological process: carbohydrate metabolic process. Gene Ontology annotation, molecular function: hydrolase activity, hydrolyzing O-glycosyl compounds. Gene Ontology annotation, cellular component: plasma membrane.
UUUCUAUAAAGUCAUCUGCUCACUCUCUCUCUCUCUCUCAUCCCUUUCUUCUUUUCUUUAUCUUUUCUAUUCCCAAUCUUCUUUCACUCCUCAAACACCUGCAACAUCUCACUCCUUCCUUUUUUAUACAAGGGUCCAGUAGCAGCAGCUCAGUGCGCCCUAGUUCCUUCAUUUUAUCUCUUAUUUUUUUCCUCAAAGAUCCAAUCUUUGAGCUCCAGAUCACUUCUUUCUGCUCUAAAACUCACGCAAUUAGGAAAAGCUCAUCUUUUAGUUACUCUGGCAGCUCAAAAUCCACAAAAAAUGGAGUUGGGUUUUCUCCCCCUGCUCAUCCUCUGCCUCUCAGUUUCCAUUUCCAGUGCGGAGCUCGCCUCCAAGGUGGGUGUGAACUAUGGCCAGCUGGGCAACAACCUCCCUCCACCGUCGCAGUCGGUGAAGCUCAUCCAGUCUCUCAAGGCCAAGCGAGUCAAGCUCUACGACGCCAACCCCAAAAUCCUCACUGCCUCCAAUCAGACGCUCGCCGACCAUUGGGUCCACACCAACGUCGUCCCCUUUUACCCGGAGACUCUGAUUCGGUACCUCUUCGUUGGAAACGAAAUCCUCAGCCAACCCAAUAAACAGAUCUGGUAUAAUCUCGAUAUUCUCGGCGAAACAUCUCGAUAUUAUAGGACUUUCGACUUCCUCUGGAGCAAAACAUGGUCAAAUUGAUGAAUUUUGUAGUAAUUCCAAUUGGAGGACGUUCGUGAGUCACUUAGCUUGAUCGUGUCAAAAUAUCAGACUUUUCCACCAGGCGGUUAUUUUCUGGCAAUAGAAUAAAGAUGUUGGAAUAAUAACAUUUUGGGCUUGAAUUGCAUUUUUGGAGCCCAAGAUGACCUCGGAUGGGUUCAUGGCCUUCUAGAGAUGUGUUCAGAAUGUCCCGAUCUUCAAAACAAGCUAUUAGGGGCUGAAUUUAGGGGAGAUUUGAGGCUAAAACGUGGCUGGACAGUUUAUGUGCAGAUUGUCCUAGUUUAAUUAAAACUCUAUUUUCUAAGUUAUAUUAUUAUUAUUAGUUAGCUUCCUAGUGGAAAUAAGAGACUUGGUUCUCAGGGAUUGUGCCGCUGGUUUUAGGGAUAUAUUUAAGGUUUUAGUCAGCCUUAGUUUGGGUUACGCUUUCUUUUAUUCAACUUUGGAGACAGAGAACUUUGCUAGGGUUUUCAAAGGCUUUUAGAUCUUCUACUUCAAGGUGUUUUCAUUCUAAAAAUAUUUUCUUUGAUUUUUAUUAUGAGUAUGUGUAACAAAUUUCUUUUGCUAGGGCGAAGCCAUGAGCCUUUAGCAUGAAUAUGUAAUUUUAUUAACUUGCUUAUGAAGGGAUGCAGGCUUGCUUUGAAUUAUUAA